GAGAGUGUGUGUGUACACGAGUGGAAGUGCUGACAGCCAGCCAAACCACCCCAUAGCUCACGAGCAGUCGGGGCACAACACAAGCCAAAAGGCAUUCCUAAUAGUCGGUAAAAGCCACCUUUGUCGUCAGGGACGCCGGCUUUAUUUUUCUUCACUGCAAUGAGUUUCUGGAGGCUCUGGAGAGCCUGGCUUCUCCAUUCCCUCAGCCAGCUUCUCCUGCUGCUGCUGUCGCUGAGCCCCAAGCAGACAGAAGCCCACCCACAGUGCCUGGACUACAAGCCUCCGUUCCAGCCUCAGGAGUCGCUGGUUUUCUGCAAGGAGUAUGCCAAGUUUGGCUGCUGCGACUUGGACAGGGACAGCCAGAUUUCUCAGCAGUUCUACCAAAUUAUGGACUACUUUGAUCAUUCUGGAUACAUGGCCUGUGGGAAGUACAUCCGGAGCAUUAUGUGCCAGGAAUGUUCUCCUUAUGCAGCUCACCUGUACGAUGCUGAGGAUGCCAAUACCCCCAUGCGGGAGCUCCCUGGCCUGUGUCGUGGCUACUGCAAUGAUUUCUGGCAUCAAUGCCGAUAUAGCCUCAGCCUGCUGACCAAUGACAACAUCACUUUCACCAUUGAGGAGGACCGUGAAAAGUUCUGUGACUACCUGGAGCUGAAGGACCCAGAAUACUGCUACCCAAAUGUUCUAGCCAGUGAUGAGCUGAAUGCAAACCUGGGUAAUGUUCAGGCCGACACCAAAGGCUGUGUCCAGCUUUGUCUACAGGAGAUAGCUAACGGUCUACGCAACCCAGUAGCGAUGAUACAUGCAGAUGACGGCACACACCGGUUCUUUGUAGCUGAGCAGCUGGGAUAUGUGUGGGUGUAUUUGCCAAAUGGCUCGAGGGUGGACAGACCCUUCCUGAACCUCACCAAGGCCGUGCUGACCUCACCCUGGGCCGGGGAUGAGCGAGGCUUUCUCUGCAUUGCUCUUCACCCCAGGUUCAGCGUGGUGAAGAAGGCCUAUGUCUAUUACUCAGUGUCGGUCAAAAAACAGGAGAGAAUCAGGAUCAGCGAGUUCACUCUGUCUGAAUCGGACAUGAACAUGCUGGACCAUUCUUCUGAGAGGACCCUUAUGGAAGUUGUGGAACCAGCAUCAAACCACAAUGGAGGCCAGCUGCUGUUUGGUUUGGAUGGCUACCUUUAUAUCUUCAUAGGAGAUGGAGGAAGAGCAGGAGACCCCUUUGGCCGGUUUGGGAAUUCCCAAAACAAGUCAGCUCUACUGGGCAAAGUCCUACGAAUCGAUGUGGACAACAAUGACGACAGCGUCCCCUACACUAUCCCGUCAGACAACCCUUUCGUCGGAGACAAAGACGCAAGGCCAGAGGUCUAUGCCUAUGGAGUCAGAAACAUGUGGCGGUGCUCCAUUGACAGAGGAGACCCAAUCACGGGCAAGGGGCGGGGUCGCAUGUUCUGCGGCGAUGUUGGCCAGAAUAAGUUUGAGGAGGUGGAUCUCAUUGAAAAAGGCGGCAACUACGGAUGGAGGGCAAAAGAGGGGUUCUCCUGCUAUGAUAACAAACUCUGUCUAAACUCUUCACUUGAUGAUAUCCUGCCCAUUUUCGCUUAUCCACAUAAACUGGGGAAAUCAGUAACAGGUGGCUACAUCUACAGGGGCUGUGAGAUGCCAAAUCUUAAUGGUCUCUACAUCUUUGGGGAUUUUAUGAGCGGGCGCCUCAUGUCUCUAAAGGAGAACCCAGACACUGGAAAGUGGGACUACACAGAGAUAUGCAUGGGGAAAGACAAGACCUGCCGCUUUCCCAAACUGAUCAACAGCUACUACAAGUAUAUUAUAUCCUUUGGUGAAGAUGAGGCAGGUGAGCUGUACUUUCUAGCUACAGGAGUGCCGAGCGCAGCUGCCAGAGCAGGAGUGGUGUAUAAGAUAGUGGAUCCAUCCAGGAGAGCGCCUCCAGGCAAAUGCAGCAACAAACCCGCUCCAGUUCAAAUAAAGGGCAAACUGAUUCACUUCUACCCUAAGGAGGAGUUUGUGAUCAACAAGAAACCUACAACAACUGCUGCCCCUAAGAUCAAAGCAACUACUAAACCCAGGUUAACCACAACUCAAGCGAAGCCAAGACCCACAAGAAAGCUUCCCACUGCACCUCCAGUGAAACCUACACAAGCACCAAAACCCAACCCACUAACUCCAAAGCCCAGGAAACCUAUUCCAAAGCCUCAGAUUCCAACACCAAAACCAACCUUCAGACCAGUAACUACAAACCCUGCUACCCUCAGGAAACAGCAGACAUUAGCUGUUACUGUGCGUCCACUUCUGGGCCAGAUCACAACCGUAAGACCAGGAUAUCUCACCACAUUGCGGGGAAAAUCAUCCCAGACUCCUGCAAUGUCUCACACGACCAGACCCCCAACCACACCUCGCAGAGCCACUACACCAAACAUGGUCCGUCCAUCCACCAAAAUGCCCCACAUCCCCAGCAAUAACCAUCCAGAUUUGGCUCCCUCAGUGACCACCCCCAGGCCUGUAUACAGGACCCCAGCUUUUAAGCCUACCUCGAAGACACACCAACCUAACUUCACCCUCCCUAAAUCUGAGCAGAAGCCUCAGGAAGCCACAGAAGGCAAGUCUGACCAUCCGGAUGACAACCCUCAUAAAAGGGGGCGGGGCAAAGGCAGGAAAAGAGGAAAAGGGGGCCGGAGAAGGUCCCGUACCGGGCAGGUUAGGUUAGUCAGUGCUGAUAAUCGAUCAGAUCGUGGACGGGUGGAAAUCUUUAUAAAAGGAGAAUGGGGUACAGUUUGUGAUGACCUGUUCAACCUUAAAGCAGCGGCGGUGGUGUGCCGGCAACUAGGCUUCCCCACAGCCAUACGGGUGGCCAAGCGGGCAGAACUGGGCCCGGGGUCCAACAAUGUCAGCAUUUUUCUGGACGACGUGGAGUGUGAGGGGACGGAGAGGACACUGCUGCACUGCAAACGUGGUAAACUAGGUAAACACAAUUGCUCGCAUGAAGAGGACGUGGGGGUUGUGUGUGGCUACGAGGAGCGCACAGAUGAGUGA
Colossoma macropomum (tambaqui) is the source of this 3042-nucleotide messenger RNA. RefSeq names its product HHIP-like protein 1. The record is from RefSeq and is a predicted model, not a curated record. The transcript has 9 exons. The coding region runs from base 160 to 3042 and encodes 960 amino acids. NCBI's taxonomy places the organism in Eukaryota, Metazoa, Chordata, Actinopteri, Characiformes, Serrasalmidae. Gene Ontology annotation, cellular component: membrane.